AGGGGGACGGAGGGAAGGGUCAAGGAGGAGCAGCAAAGCAAAGCGAGGGAAGCCAAGGAAGCAAGAGCGCCCAAAUAACCAAAUAACGGAGGGGUUCUGGGGGCGGAGGCCGUGUUAAUACGAAAUACAAUUUAAGAUUUUAAGCGUGCGGAGCAGUUUAGGUUUGCGUCUUGGGAAUUCCAUUUAAGAACAAGGACGCAACUAAAAGGACGGAUCAAAAAAGCAAACGUCACUUCCGAGCGUCUAUCGCGCACCCGAAAACCCUGCUGCGUUCCCUGUAUGGGAAAUCCGUUCUUCCACUGCUUGCAAGUUACAUAAAAAUCAGACAGCAUCUGUCACACCCCAAAUUCACCUCAUUUGCUGUCAUGCCUUCUAUCGCUUUUAAGCCAUUCUCCUUCUCUUCGUCUUCCUCCCCAUCAGCAUCACGCAAGGUCAAGGGAUCAUCCGGAUGUGGAGAUCAAUCAGUUGGGACACAAGGACGCGGAAUUCGCAAACAUGCUCAUCAUAAACACAACCACACCAAUGUGCAGAUGGUGUUUGCCAGUAGUAGAGACAUGAUUAUCAAUGCCGAUAUAAAGCAAAAAUUCAAGACGCCGCCCAGGAAAAAACCUGGACGAGAGUUGAAGGAUCUGCCGACAGAGAUCUGGGCUCGAAUUGUAUCUUACCUUCCCGACCUUGCCCCUUUCUCGGCAGCAAGCCGAGCAACCCACGGACUCCUUAGUGAUCGCCAUGUUCGGUGUGCAUGCCUCUAUGGAAAGUAUGGCGUGCCUCUCGCCCUCUACCAAGCGUACACACAUCAUCACCGCCUGCUGCGCCAAGAUCCGCAGCUUGUAAAGUUAAUGAUUCGAGGCGGUGCGCGUGUCCCUCGAUUUUUUGCUCAACAGCUCGUUCGUCAUCACAAGAACGAUUCAAAGCUUCCGUACUUGGAGAGUUUUAUUCUUGAAGAGGCUUACAUGACUUAUGGAUGGAGUACAGACUUUCAGUCUACGGACGACAUCAUGGCAUUUGAGUCUCUUACGAACGACCUUGAGCAACAUCUGGGUCAAGUUCGAGAGCUCAUUUCGAGCUUUUAUUUUGUGCCAUUAGAAACAGUGACGCCAACUGCAACAAUUCGUCUCUACCAACUUCUCCAAGCCGAUAUAUCCAUUCUCGAUGUCCUUAUACAUCAAAAUGGAAUGGAUCCUCGUGCAAUCAACGACACCUUUAUGCGUCAACUACUCUCAUCGUCAAAGAACCGCGACAAAGCCCCAGAACUGCUACCAGAGUAUAUCAAGCGCGGUUUCUCACUCUCACGACAAGUAGUUCUCUCCCAACUGCGGGAUUGUCCCACACCGUGCAUUCUCAUGGCCCUUAAGAACUACGUCCCUAAACCUCUCCUUCUUUCAUGUGCGCAUCAAGUGCUGCGAGAUUACUUUGGUCCAUCGUCGCACGGCUUCUAUCCCGAAACCGUUGAACACAUAGUGUCAACCUUUGAUGUUCCUGACUCACUAAUGAAGACGAUUCUGUUUCAUCCUGCCAACGUAUACGCACUGCCGUACGCCACACGAUGCUUUGAGCAAUCCAAUCCUGUCCCAGUUUGGCGUUGGGUUGUAGGACGAUAUGGUGCAGGUCAUGCCUUUUCAGUAAAGUGCUUUGAUGACUUGUUGGUCUGGGUAUCGGAACUGGGACAGAGAUGGAAGCGAAUGUUUAGAAACGCUAGUGCAAAUGAGUCACAUCUGCGGUGGGACGGAUGGCCUGAAUCGGAUGAUUUCCGACAAACUGAUCUUGUAGAGAGGUAUUCGAAUCAGGGACCUUGGGGAGUGAUACUCGAGUUUAUUGACCGUGGUGCCACACUUCGUCCACGUCACAUACCCUACCUGACCAAGAUAUACGGAGUUUCUCCCGUCGUUCCUGCCGUUGCGUUGGGACGGGUUCUGACCAUUUUCCAGCGGAACGCUUUGAACGGCCAUAUUGGCAUAACAGACUGCGAAAGGAGAGAGUGGGUCAACGCUCUAAAGAAUACCGUAACGACCGUUCUAGGCGCCGAUCCCUCUGGCUCGACUAGUAGCCGAAAGUGGAAAAGCAAGAGCUGGUCGACUGUUCCAUCACCCGCCGAUGAACGUCGUCGAUCUGGGUCAAGCACCUCAGCAUUGUCCUUCAUGGACGUUGUCCGACAAAUGCUUGUUGUACUUGGCGAAGAUUGGAGUGGACCUGGUGAAAAGACUUGGCGGGGAGCCUUCAAAACGGGCUUACCUGCUGGACGAGCAAAGACAUGGGAUGUUGGUGGCGAGAGUCGGUGGGGUUGGCUGCGAAAGGGCUUGGGUCUGAGUUGACACUCGUCCCAUGUGUAAAUUCCUUUUUUUUUUUUUUA
Messenger RNA from Spizellomyces punctatus DAOM BR117, 2350 nucleotides. RefSeq lists its product as uncharacterized. The record is from RefSeq and is a predicted model, not a curated record. NCBI's taxonomy places the organism in Eukaryota, Fungi, Chytridiomycota, Chytridiomycetes, Spizellomycetales, Spizellomycetaceae. The coding region runs from base 366 to 2312 and encodes 648 amino acids. The transcript is spliced from 3 exons.